Messenger RNA from Fusarium redolens, 717 nucleotides. RefSeq lists its product as uncharacterized. The transcript has a single exon. Bases 1 to 717 code for a protein of 238 amino acids. Gene Ontology annotation, cellular component: nucleus; cytoplasm. Gene Ontology annotation, molecular function: protein binding. NCBI's taxonomy places the organism in Eukaryota, Fungi, Ascomycota, Sordariomycetes, Hypocreales, Nectriaceae. The record is from RefSeq and is a predicted model, not a curated record.
AUGCGCGCCCUAUUGAGCAACCUUCCUACCUCAGAGGCUCGACGUCUCGCCAAUAGCCACUCCAAAGCGGGAGAUGUGGUCCCUCUCAUGUUAUCACUUGCAAACAACAACUUUGAUAUCGCUGAUGUCUUGCUGGAGUAUGGUGCUAAUGUUAAUGAGGAGGCUGGCAACCAAUCUGGAGGACCUAGGCAAACCCGCACGCCUCUUGGAGCAGUAAUAACAUUUAACAACAGAGAAACCAUAGGAGCUGUGGAUUGGCUUCUUCGACAUGGUGCGUCGCUUGUUACUAACCGAGAGGUUGGUUUCCCGGCUUUCGUCCCUGCUAUUAGGGCAAGCAUGAUAUAUGAGUAUUCCAAGUCGAACAUCUUGAUCCCCGCACGGCUUGACAACCUUCAACUGCCUGUCUUGGAGAGACUUGUAAACCACUUCUCUCGCCUAGAUCAGAUCAAUCACCAGGCCAAAGGAUACUUCGGCAUGACAGCGCUGCGUUUUGCAGUACUGAGGCUAAGCACAGAAGCAGUAAACUUAGUACUAAACGCAGGUGCUGAUCCAGAUAUUAAGGCUCAGUUCGAUAAGCCGCUAAGUGCCCGGGAACUGGCAAAUUCGUUGAGAGAGGGUGAUGUACCGGCUGAGGCAAAAGAAAGGGGACCAGAUGAAAUUCAGAAUUGUUUGUCGCGAUUUACUCUCAUACAAAGUAUGAUUAACAGUCGCAAGUAG